Parasteatoda tepidariorum (common house spider) is the source of this 3458-nucleotide messenger RNA. The record is from RefSeq and is a predicted model, not a curated record. NCBI's taxonomy places the organism in Eukaryota, Metazoa, Arthropoda, Arachnida, Araneae, Theridiidae.
CUGCCUCAAAAAGAAGCUUGUUUUCUCGAUUCUUGUGUGCAUCGCAAAAUACCUAGAAAUUUAUAUAUUACUAGUUUAUUUCUUUUCUUAUUAGCCUUUUAAAUUCUUACUUUCGUGGCAUGUCGUGUGAUCUUCUUUGCGUGCAUGUAAAAUAAAGUCUGUUGGAUAAUAAUCGUAGCUCAAAUUAGAAAUCCUUUGAAAUUAUGUUCCUUAUAUUUUCAUGUUCGAGUCAUAUGUGUCUGCUGGUUAAAUAAACUCAUUACACUGUUAAUAAAUUCUUCUAAAUUAGCUGUAUGGUAUACUACACUGGAGAGGGAGAUAAUUCCAUAAUUCUGAGAAGUUAUUUAAUUUAAUAAGUGAUAAUGUUAAGUGUCUAAAAACGUAUGACGAAUAUGGAAAAUUUCUAAAAAACGUUGCUUGGUCAAAGUUUUUAUGGUGUUAAUAAAUUAGAAAUGAUUUUUCCAGAAAUGUAUUCGCUUAUAUUCCAUUUGUGUAUCUUUAAGGAUUGCCAAAUUGUGCUCAAUAUUAUUAAUUUUCCAAAACAUUCUUAAUCAAUUAAGUAUCAAGUUAGUAAAUAACUGUCAUGAAUUUCAGGUUGUACGCAUUAGUUGUCAGUUAAUAUAGUGAAUAAGUUGAUUUAUGGAAAAUAUUGGAAUAAAUUCUACCUGUUGCUCAUGCAUUUUUUUUUGACCAUGUAUGUUAAUCUAUCAAUCUGAUCUAGUCAUUAAUUUAGAUGUUGCAUUGUUUAAAUUUUCUUUGAGAAUGGAUAAGGUAAAGAUUUGCCUCUGCCCGCCCUAUUAAAGGGCAUGCGAGGAAAUGGAUAAAUGAGUUUGACUGUAUUUAUAUAUUGCAAUUCUAAUAUAAUUAUAAUUAAUAAUGAUAAUUACAAUUCUAAUAAAUACAUGCAAAUGGGGUGUCCAGUAAUUAUCGAUUAUGCUAAUCAUGAAGCCAAGAUGAAAGAACAUGCCAGAUUUUAGUAAGUUCCCUGGCUACGGAUUGGAUUCAUAGUUGUAUCAAAUGCAUCAAAAUCAUAAACAAUAAUAAUACGAAUUGAAUAUAAUAAUAGCUUCAGGAGGUCUCCCCGGAGGAUGUGUGCAAGUACCUGUCAGAAAAUAAGCGGCGGGAGGAUGCUGGUUCAACCAAUCCGAUUUCCUCUAUCUGGACCAACUGCAGGAAGGCUUCGUGUCGCCUUGGCGUGACAUGGAAACUGAAUGCGGGAGAUCUGAUUCUGGAAUUUGGUAGGGCGAUCCUGGCACCCAAUGAUCGUCGCCAGGUUUUCAAGAAGUUUAGACGUGAAGAGCGGACGAAGAUCUCAUUGGACCUGACCAACAACUAUAAGGACCAGGGAAAGGUGCUGGGUGUAGUUGCUGAGUCACCCGCUAGCUCUCACUUUGUGGAUGACGGUCUAUACACCAGGUUCUGUGACUGGCGAUUCAUUCAUAGAGCAAGGCUCAAUCUCGUGCCACUGAAUGCAGUUAGGAGGUAUGUGGAGCAGGGUAACCGUAGUGGAAACCACAGCACUCUGUGCAGGAGGUGCCACAAGUUCCCUGAAACACUGCCUCAUGGCCUUAACCACUGCAUGAAGUACUCGAGACUGAUGCAGCUCCGCCACAACAACAUCGUGGACAGGGUGAAGAAUGCUGCCCUGUAUAAGGACAGAUUCAACAUCCUGUAUGAAAAUCAAGUGGUUCCGAACUGUGGUGGUAAACGACCUGACCUGGUGUUAGCAAGAGGCGACAAGGCCUACAUCAUUGAUGUAACCAUCCCGUUUGAGAACCAGAAGGACUCCUUUCGUGCCGCCAGACAAAGGAAGAUCGACGCUUACAAGAACGUGGAGCAGGAACUGAGGAAGACCUACAAAUCAGUCGAAACAAAUGCAAUUAUUGUGGGUUCACUUGGCUCCUGGGACACACUCAACAACCCUGUCCUUCAGCUGUUUGCCUCCAGAAGAUACAUUAAGAAGAUGGCAAAGUUAUGCGUCAGCGACACCAUCCGCACUUCCAGAAACAUCUACGUGGAGCAUCUCACAGGGAAGCCCCAACAGAUCAUCUUCAUUGGACAAUACACUCUUAUAUUUUGUUACAGAAUUGUUACUGGAUAAUACAAAGCGAAAAUUGUACCAGUGUAAAAACUGCAAUUACUUCUGUGUCAGUAAUAGUGAUAUGGUGAGACAUGUACGCACUCAUACGGGUGAAAAACCGUUUGACUGCCAAGUUUGUGGAAAACUUUUUUCUUUGAAGAGUAAUUUAAAAGCCCAUUUAAGAAUUCAUAAGGGAAAAAAGUUGUUCUGUUCUAUUGGAGUGUUGGCUAAUCAAGCUUUGUUUACCUCUAAGAAACUGACAGUUGAAGGUUUGUCUUACUGUAUUCAUAAAUGUUCACUUUGUGAUUACUCUUCUAAUGAGUUAUCUAGAGUUAAACAACAUAUGCGGAUUCACACUGAUUUCUCUGUGGCCGGUGAGACAAAAUUGUUCUCUAGCUCUCACAUUAUGCUCGAUGGUUUCCGCUCACGCUUACAUAAUUGCCUAUUGUGCGGUUAUUCUACUAGUUUUUCUUCUCAUAUAAAAGAUCAUGUUCGAACGCACACCGGAGAAAAACCUUUUGCUUGUCCUCAUUGUGGAAAGUGCUUUGCUAAAAAAGUGAACCUCAAGACUCAUCUAAAAGUUCAUUUUUAGUAGUGAAAUUUCAUGUGAAAAGAAAAGUUUCAUUAUUUGAACUGUUCAGUGAAUAUUUUUCCUAGUUUAAUUUUAUGUUUCUUUUUCUUGUUGAUUUUUUAUAAAUGUGGGUAACAAAAAUAAUAUUUGGCUUUAAUUGUUAAAGCUCUUUUUUUUUUCUUUCAAAUUUUGUACCUUUUCUUUAAUGAAUAAUACUAAUUUGUUGUAUGAGUAAGUAACCAAUAUCUCAUGAUGGGGUCAACAAUUAAAGAGUUUAAUCAAAAUGCUAUUAAGAAAAUUAAGUCACGCUGGUUUUUUGUACAGUUCUGACUCUUCAGAAAGUAAUAUUCUUUGUGUAUUUUAUGUGUUUUACCCAUUAGUGUUUGUCUUUUUUUAAACAGUUACAUAACAUAUAAUACAAUGUGACCUAUCAGAAAUUUUUUUUUUUACCUAAAUACCUAAUAUUUAGGCAAAAAAAAUAGAUAAUAUUUGAAAACAAAUUAUGGUAAAUUACUUAUAAGUAUUAUUUUCUUUUCUCCAGUUGUAAGAAUACUUUUUUCCUUUGAUUCUUGCAUAGUUUUAGAUAAUCUUUUUCUUUUUUUUUUGGCAUUUAAUAAAUUUUGACCUUUAAAAUUGUAACUUAGGCACUAAUGGGUUAAAUUUGCUGAAUACCUUUUUAAAAACGUUAUGUAUAUAACUAUUUCUAUCUUCUCAUGCAUUGUUUUUAAAGCUGAAAUAGUUUUUUUAAAGACUUAAUUUAUGUAAGUUUUAGUAUUUUAGAUAUCUUUAUCUAUAAUUUUUUUUCCU